AUUCCUCUUCAUUUUAGCAGCAGCAGCAGCAGCAGCUCGCCUAAGCUACGAGAAAGUAGAGAAAAAGAAGAGAUGGUUUCAGGGUCAGGGAUCUGCGCCAAAAGGGUGGUGGUGGAUGCGAGGCAUCACAUGCUGGGAAGGCUGGCUUCCAUAUUGGCUAAGGAGUUGUUGAAUGGGCAAAAAGUAGUGGUGGUGAGAUGUGAGGAGAUAUGCAUGUCGGGUGGAUUGGUAAGGCAGAAAAUGAAGUACAUGAGGUUUUUGAGGAAGCGUAUGAACACUAAGCCUUCUCAUGGUCCCAUCCACUUUCGUGCUCCUGCUAAGAUCCUCUGGCGUACCAUUCGUGGGAUGAUUCCUCACAAGACUAAGCGCGGAGCAGCAGCUCUUGCUCGUUUGAAGGCUUAUGAGGGGAUUCCGGCUCCCUAUGAUAAGAUAAAGAGGAUGGUUAUUCCUGAUGCUCUCAAGGUUUUGAGGCUUCAGAAAGGACACAAGUAUUGCUUGUUAGGCAAGCUCUCAUCUGAGGUUGGAUGGAACCACUAUGACACUAUUAAGGAGCUUGAGAGGAAGAGGAAGGAGAGAGCACAAGUGGCAUAUGAAAGAAGGAAGCAACUCACUAAGCUUAGGGUUAAAGCUGAGAAGGUUGCUGAGGAGAAGCUUGGUGCCCAGCUGGAAGUUAUUGCUCCUAUCAAAUAUUGAGUAAUAGACCAUUGAAAACAUUCUGGUUUAAGUGUAAUGCAUUUUGAUAUUGUCGUUUUGAGUGGCUCAUAAUUUUAUUGUCCAAGUCUUUUUCUAUUAGAUGUUAUGCUAUAUACGCUUGUUUGGUACUUGGUUUUUUUCUCUCGCAAUAUUUGCCUCUGAAACAUUUCCUUUUAUUAUUCUGCAAACACACUUUUCUGGUUUGUCAUUGUGUCAUUGUGUUAUUGCUUUUCCUCAUUGGCAUCAGAUUGCGACUGUGUUUGAUUUUCUGUUAUGUUGAACUGGAGAUCAGCCUUCUGUUCUUCGAUGAUAAUGCCUUUUAUGUUGUGGUUUUCGCGAGUGUAGUGUAUCUUAUACGCAAGGAUUUUUAUUAUGUGCUAUGUAGUUUUGUUCUCAAGUGAGUGAUCAAAUGAAGCAGAAACAUAAUUUCCUUUGAA
Messenger RNA from Durio zibethinus, 1130 nucleotides. RefSeq names its product large ribosomal subunit protein uL13w-like. NCBI's taxonomy places the organism in Eukaryota, Viridiplantae, Streptophyta, Magnoliopsida, Malvales, Malvaceae. Gene Ontology annotation, cellular component: cytosolic large ribosomal subunit; ribosome. The record is from RefSeq and is a predicted model, not a curated record. Gene Ontology annotation, molecular function: mRNA binding; structural constituent of ribosome. Gene Ontology annotation, biological process: translation; negative regulation of translation.